GUCAACUUGAAUGAGCCUCAUAUGUCCCCAGUUUGCCGCCUGAGAUUGAUAUCGAAAUCCGAUCCCACAUCUUUGUUUCGAGCUCUUUACCACUUUAUACGAUAGCGACCACCGCCCAGUAUGCUUUUGGAGGAGCAGAGAUUCCUCCAUGAGGAUCUCGAGAGACUCGAGCAAGGCAUCAGUGACCGUGUCGCCGAGGAACCACGACUGGUCCGCGAGCGGUUGAAUCGAGAUCAUCAGAUUGCAGGCUUUCUCGACCGGAUCCAGGACCAAUCGAAGCGGUUACUGGAAAUCUACAAAGAUGCCGAGGGUGCUCGCUCAAAAGAGAUUCAAUCGAUAUCUACAGGAGAGCCAUUAGAAGAAUUCUAUAAACAGCUUUCGGAUAUCAAAUCAUUCCAUCAACGAUACCCAAAUGAACCUGUCGAGAAUCUGGAGAGGGCCUAUAAGAAAAAGGUGACGAGUGAAGGAGAGGUCCCUACCUACGAAAUCGACAAUAUGUUCACUGGAGAAGAAGCAUUUGGAAGAUACCUGGACCUUACCACAAUACACGAAAUGUUCCUCAACCUACCUAAUAUCAAACGUCUCACAUACCUACAAUACCUAGAGGCAUUCGACACCUUCACACCCCCACAAUGCUCAGUCAAGCGUCCUGACAAGAUGACCGAUCAGUACUUCAACUACGUUGGGGAACUUGCUAGUUACCUUGAGAGCUUCUUGCGACGAACGCGGCCUCUUGAGAACCUAGAGAGUCUGUUCACAAGUUUUGACGAGGAUUUCGACAAGGCGUGGAACAAUGAUGAGAUCCCAGCCUGGAAGCCAGAGCCACAAGGACCAGUGAACGGACCCAGUAGCGAUGCGUUAUAUUGCGCCGAUUGCGAGAAAGAAUUCAAAAACGACAAUGUCUACAAGGCCCAUUUGACUGGUAAGAAGCAUAUCCGUGCAGCUGAAGCCAGGGCAACACGACAGGCUGAGUCAGGAGGUACUGGAGAGGCUGGGACUGGAAAGCGAGGGACGAGCACAUUGCGACUGAAAGAACGAGCAAUUGCGGAGCGAGAAUAUCGAGUCAAGCGGUUAGCAGCAGCUAUGUCAGGGGAACGAAGCGAUACCAGAGUCAACGUUGAGCGAAGACAAGGCAUGACUGAAAGAGAGCGACAGAUGGAGUUGGACGCUCUAUUCGCGGAGACCUCAUCCGCAGCACCACAGGGAGGCGACUCGGACAGCGAGUCAGACAGUGACGAGAAGAUCUACAACCCAUUGAAGCUACCGCUUGCUUGGGAUGGAAAGCCAAUUCCUUUCUGGCUGUAUAAGCUGCACGGCCUGGGCGUGGAAUUCAAGUGUGAGAUUUGUGGGAAUUACGUCUACAUGGGCCGGAGAGCUUUCGAUAAGCAUUUCAAUGAGACUCGGCACAUCUACGGAUUGAAGUGUUUGGGAAUUACCAACACCACACUGUUCCGCGAGAUUACCGAUAUUGCGGAUGCUGUGAAGCUGUGGGACAAGAUCCAAAGAGAUAAGACUAAGGGCAAGAAGGACGAAGGAAGUGUGGUUCAGAUGGAGGACGCGGAGGGUAACGUCAUGCCCGAAAAGGUAUACCUCGACUUGCAGAAGCAAGGUCUGCUUUAGCCGGAGUAGCAUGGGGAGGAAGAGAAACUGUACCACGCUUUUUUCUUCACUUUAGCCGCGUCAUUGCAGCAAAGGAUCAAAGUCUUACUUUGCGCAUCACUUGUUCCGGAAAUCUUUGCUUUCCGACUGUAAAUUGUAUUAUUGCUGGUCCUCUCCUUGAACUAACUAGUGCCUAUUUCAUCAUGAACUGUCAUGCCAUUAGCUCCCCAGUCCAAGAAUGGUUCCGAGCCAAAUUUUGUCAUAGUUUCGAUUCUCU
This is a messenger RNA of Cadophora gregata, 1876 nucleotides long. RefSeq lists its product as uncharacterized. Gene Ontology annotation, cellular component: spliceosomal complex; nucleus. The record is from RefSeq and is a predicted model, not a curated record. Gene Ontology annotation, molecular function: zinc ion binding; RNA binding. Bases 121 to 1620 code for a protein of 499 amino acids. Gene Ontology annotation, biological process: mRNA splicing, via spliceosome. The transcript has 3 exons. Lineage: Eukaryota; Fungi; Ascomycota; Leotiomycetes; Helotiales; Ploettnerulaceae.